UGACGUUUUUUUUCUCCUCUGAUUUCUUGCAUUUGGUCCCACUCGAGAACCCAGAUGAACAAAAACAUGUUUUCUCGAGAGCCCAUGAAAUGGAUAUUGCUCUUGUUAGUUAUUUCGUAUACAACCUUCCUUCAGCCUUCAUCUUCAUCUUCAUCGCCGGAAGUCGAAGCCAAGAAGAAACAGAUGCGGGAGAAAGUCCGCAAGAUGUUCUACCAUGCAUACGACAACUACCUGACUUAUGCAUUUCCGCAUGACGAGCUUAAACCUCUGACGAAAAGUUUCACAGACUCCCUCAGCGAGCUUGGAAAUCUGAAGCUUGAACACCUACCGACAGAUUAUAAAGGAUCAGCUCUGACACUUGUUGAAUCCUUGUCCAGCCUUGCUAUAUUGGGGAACCGUACAGAAUUUGAAAGGGGAGUUCUCUGGCUUUCAGAAAAUUUAACCUUCGAUGUUGAUGCGCGAGUCAACCUUUUUGAGUGCAAUAUAAGAGUUCUCGGAGGACUGAUAUCUGCUCAUCUUCUUGCAAUUGAUCCAACUAAUAGGUUGAUCCAAGGAUCUUAUGACAAUCAACUUCUCAGAUUAGCCGAAGACUUAGGAAGGCGCUUUCUACUUGCUUUUGAUACACCGACAGGAUUACCGUACGCUUGGAUUAAUUUGAAGAAUGGAGUCAUGGAGAAAGAAACAACCGAAACAAGCACUUCUGGAUGUGGUUCUCUUAUUCUUGAAAUGGGAGCACUGUCAAGGCUCACUGGUGACCCCAGAUUUGAGUCAGCUGCACUACGAGCCCUUCGCAAGCUAUGGAGCAUGCGGAGCUCGUUAAACCUACUUGGAACAACACUGGAUGUGGUCACCGGGGAGUGGAUAGAGUACUCUUCCGGCAUUGGUGCUGGGGUCGAUUCUUUCUAUGAGUACCUCUUCAAGGCCUAUCUCCUUUUCGGAAAAGAAGACUACUGGAGAAUGUUCCACACCGCGUACCUCGCAGUUCAGAAAUAUUUCAGACAUGGUCCUUGGUACCAUGAAGCCAAUAUGUGGACUGGGAAAGCAACGUACUGGCAGCUCACAAGCCUUCAGGCGUUUUGGCCUGGCCUACAGGUUCUCGCCGGGGACGUCACAGCUGCUAAUUCAACCCACCGUGAGUUUUUCCAUGUAUGGGAGAGGUUUGGUGUAUUGCCCGAGAGGUAUCUGUUGGAUCAUCAAAUGAUACACCCAACCGAGAAAUAUUAUCCGCUGCGUCCCGAAUUUGCAGAAUCCACUUUCUACCUGUACCAAGCUACCAAAGGUUUUGUUUUUUCUCUUACCCUCGAAUGUUUUAUAUCAAAUCCAUAUCCAUCGACAAUUAGUUUCAGUUUCAUCCCUCUUUUUUCCCAUCCAUUUGCAGAUCCAUGGUACAUAGAAGUUGGAGAACUGAUUGUAAAAUCCCUUAAUCUUUAUACAAAAGUGGAAGGUGGAUUCGCUAGUGUUAAAGACGUUACAACCAUGCAACUGGAAGAUCAUCAGCACAGUUUCUUUCUCGCCGAGACGUGCAAAUAUUUAUACCUCCUGUUCGACGAUUCUUUCAUGGCCAAGAAGAAUUACGUAUUUACAACUGAGGGCCAUCCCAUACAGAUUUCGAGCUCCUGGCAUGAGAGGCUACCGGAAAGUUAUCUAUCAGCAAACUGGACUUUUUCAAAGGGUGAAACAUGGGGAGGACGACGGGUAAGCGCCAUGUCGUUGCAAGUCUGUCCAGCCUUAGGAACAGCCUCGGGGCAGCAGGUGGAGAGCGCUUGCCAUGUCCGUGACGCACUAAGCAGCCAUCGGUGUUUAGGCGACGAAGAUUGUGGCGUCGAUGCCAUGACGUGUAGGCGAAGACACUGCAGCGCAGCCGGGUACUGCGGCCUGUGGAUUGCAAUGUAACAAUGUGAUGGAGAAUUCAUCCAACGAUUCGGAACACUUACAUAUGAUUGAAAAUUCAUCAGUUUGCUUACAAGUGAAUAAAAAUGGCACCAGUCGUUGGGUUCGGACA
Messenger RNA from Tarenaya hassleriana, 2002 nucleotides. Its product is annotated as alpha-mannosidase I MNS5. Bases 55 to 1893 code for a protein of 612 amino acids. The record is from RefSeq and is a predicted model, not a curated record. Gene Ontology annotation, molecular function: calcium ion binding; mannosyl-oligosaccharide 1,2-alpha-mannosidase activity. NCBI's taxonomy places the organism in Eukaryota, Viridiplantae, Streptophyta, Magnoliopsida, Brassicales, Cleomaceae. Gene Ontology annotation, biological process: endoplasmic reticulum mannose trimming; mannose trimming involved in glycoprotein ERAD pathway; carbohydrate metabolic process. Gene Ontology annotation, cellular component: endoplasmic reticulum; membrane. The transcript is spliced from 14 exons.